Messenger RNA from Camarhynchus parvulus, 2426 nucleotides. It is a transcript of the gene ELMOD2, whose product is annotated as ELMO domain containing 2. Bases 63 to 956 code for a protein of 297 amino acids. Gene Ontology annotation, cellular component: membrane. Gene Ontology annotation, molecular function: GTPase activator activity. The transcript has 8 exons. The record is from RefSeq and is a predicted model, not a curated record. NCBI's taxonomy places the organism in Eukaryota, Metazoa, Chordata, Aves, Passeriformes, Thraupidae.
GCAGCGCGCGGGGCCGCGGCCGGGGCCGGGCCGCGCUCGGGUCCCCCCCGGCCCCGCGGAAGAUGUGGGCGCACGUCUGGGGGUUCCUGUACAGCAACUACUUUCGGUUCUGGCUCAAGUGGGUCCUGCGGCUGCUGACGGGCAAGUGCGAGCUGCAGCGCCUCCUGGGCGGCGCGGAGGCGGGCGCGCGAAGGACGCUGAGCGUAGAACAUUCACUGGAAUCAUCAAAAAAUAAGGUUUUAAGAAAUGCUGUACACGUUGAAGAAGCUGAAGUGGAGAAGUGUGUCAGAGAUGUAAUGAAAGAAAAGAAGAUUGGACAGAAGGACACAAGGUUUAAGACAAAUUUGCGUAUAUCCUUGCUACAGAUAUCAGGUUAUAAAAAAUUGUAUUUGGAUGUGGAGAACCUAAGGAAGGUCCCAUAUGAUUCAGAAAAUGAAGAACACGAGGAACAGUUAAUUGAGCUCUGGCAUUUGCUGAUGCCUCACGAGAAUCUGAAGGCCAGAAUCAGCAAACAGUGGUGUGACAUCGGCUUCCAAGGCGAUGAUCCUAAAACAGACUUCAGAGGAAUGGGGCUGCUGGGCUUGGUGAAUCUGGUGUAUUUUAGUAAGCAUUACACCAAUGAAGCUCGUCAGAUCCUUUCUCGGUCAAACCACCCAAAGCUGGGAUACUCCUAUGCCAUAGUUGGGAUCAAUCUGACAGAGAUGGCAUACAGCUUGCUCAGGAAUGGUGCUUUGAAGGGCCAUCUCUACAACAUGGUCUCUGGGCUGCCACAGAUGGAGCACUUCCAUCAGUUUUACUGUUAUCUAGUUUAUGAGUUUGACAAGUUCUGGUUUGAAGAGGAACCAGAAAGCAUUAUGCACUUCAACCAGUACAGAGAGAAAUUCCAUGAAAAAAUUAAGGGACUUCUACUGGAUCACAAUGUGCUACUGACCUUACCAGAUACAAAGAAACCUUAAUUCCUCUGCAGUAUAUGAGGUUCUGUAUUAAAAAUUGAGUCAUGCAUUUGGAUGGAAAUUUUGUGUGUUUCACCAAAAACUGUCUAACAAUAGAACUUUUUUUUUUACAUUAAAAAAAAGAAAAUUAGCAAAAUUCAGUUAGGGAAGCUUGGACAAUCAUCCUCUGUUUACAGGUAUUUUUAUGCUAUUCUCCAAAGGGCAGCUUUUUGAAAAGGAAACAAAACCCAACCAACAAACCAGCACAAAAAACAGCCCACAAAUCUCAAGAACCUCUGGAUUGCUUACUUUUACAUUUUCUUUUAUACUUCUUGGUGCAGAAACGUGAAGCAGAUACUUAUGCUGCAUCAUAUUUUUUGUGAAUGGGUUUGACUGUUAGUGGUCUUUUAAAAGACAGUUUAAGUUGUGCUUUUCAAAUUUGAAUUUAAAUUCCAACCUUCUAACGUAAUGGUUGAGGUUCAGCUUUUAGUUGGAAUUAUUGUGGUUUUAGAUUUUUUGUGUUCUUGUUCCUUUAUAUGUCAUCAAUCAUUCACUCAGCAAUGUUAAAUUUCUUUGUAAUUAAGAGGUCCUCAAAGGAGAUGUAUUGUUUGUGUGUAAUUUUGGAAAAGAGGCUUCAUCCAUCAGCAUAUUGUACUUACUUGUAUUCUAGUACUUACUAGAAAUUACUUCUGGAAAAGGAAAUUUAUCUAUGGAUUUGUACCAGCCAAUUCCUAUGCUUGAAAGAAGUUUAGUUUUCAAACAAACAAAAAGAACCACGUGUCAUCAGCAUGAGGAUAAGAUCCUCAGGCUAAAGCUACUCUUUUAAAAGUAUUCCUAUUGUAAAAACUUUUGAUUCUUUCUAAUCUGACUUCAAAUGAUGAGAAUGAUUGACUCAGAAUCUGUUGUCAGCCCUUUCUUUUAGCAGCUAAGGGGGUAUUCUUAGUGGGAGGUACAACAGAUCUACUUUAGCCCUUUUAUAAAUGAAAAAAACCCCUUUAUUGCAGCUGCAAUCCUUGUUUUGUAAAAAUAAAUUCACAUUUGAGUACAAGUCUAAAAAAUACGUAUUUUCCAUGGAAGGGAUGCAGCUUUGAUGUGUUCCUUAGUCUUGCCCUCCUCAGACAAUCUAAUAGAUAGACCUUCAUGUCUGUAUUGUGACUAAUUAUUGCUCAGAGCAACUUUAAAUGGAUUUGGUAUGACCAUCACUUUGUUUUCUAAGACCUUCUAUUAAAUAAGUGCCUUCUGCUGUUUUCAAUCUGCUUUUUACUUUGAGUCUUCUAACUAGAUCACAGCCUUAGAAACUUGAGUAAUUUGAGAAAGAUUUUUUCACCUUAUACCUAAAUGGUUCACAUAUGUUGAUACAAGCUUUCAUGUAUUUUUUUUAAUCAUCUCAGGUAAACUAGUUAAUUUCUAGUCAGUGACUACUCCAGAAGAGAUUCCUGAAGAAUAUAAGCAUUGAACACAAUGAAUGGAAGCAUGAGGGAAAAAAAAAGAAAA